AUGCGCGGUGAGCCGAGUGACGCCGGCCGGGCGUGGGGGCGGCGGGGCGGGGCGCGGGGCGCUGCCCCGUGGGUCGGGCCGGGCGGGAGGAGGAAGCGAGACGGGCCGGGCCGGGCGCAGCCGCAGUCGAUGCCCCGGAGGAAGGCGGUGCCGGCGCUGGGCAGCCUCUGCCUGCAGAGCUUGGUGCAGCACAUGCAGAGCGUGUGGGUGAAGGACUACAGCGAGAACUACCUGGAUGAGUACAGCUUCCGCUUCGUUAUGGGCCCCUUCAACGACCUGGCCGGCAGUUUGGUGCAGGACCUGAUCCGGCUGCUGGGCGAGAGCCGCCGCCUGUCGCGUGCUGCGCUGCAUCUGCUGCUGCUGCCUCACCUGCAGGAGCUCAGCCUGCAGCACUGCCACAGCCUGGUCAGCAACGCCAUCGGGCAGCUCAUCACCGUGCGCUGCAAGAGCCUGAGCGCGCUGGACCUGCACGGCUGCAGCCGGCUGUCGACCGACGUGCUGGUGGACCUGGUGGAGGAGCUGCCCCUGCUGAGCCGCCUGGGGCUGGCGGAGACGCAGGCCAACGUGCAGGUGCUGGCGGCCGUGGGCUCCUCCUGCCGCCGCCUGCGGGAGCUGGACGUGUCCCGCUGCAGGAAGGUGACUCCGCGCGCCCUGCGGCACCUGGCCUACGACCCGCUGGAACGGACCCCGGGCUGCCCGACGCUCCGCGUCCUCCUGGCGCGCGGCUUGGAGCCGGCGGGGGACGACGCGGUGUCGGCGCUGGCCUUCGUGCUGCUGGCCCUGCCGCUCCUGGAGGUGCUGGCGCACGGCGACGCGCCGGCCGCGCUCGGCCUCCUGCACGCGGGGCGGCUCGACGGCACCGGCGACGCCGACGGCUUCCCCUCGCUGCGGGAGCUGGCGCGCCGACGCGGCGGCCCUCCGCUCGCGCUGCCCCUGCGGCGCCUGGAGGAGCUGACGGAGCCCGAGCUGGCGGCCGCCCGCGCCGUCUGCCCCGACGCCGAGGAGGUGACCGCGUGCCUCGGGGACGGCGCGACGGACGGCUGGGACGCGCUGCUGAGCUGGAGCCGCCUGGCCCGCCUGGGGCUGUCGUGUGCGGGGCCGCGGGGCCGGGCGCUGUGCGAGGCGCUGCCGCUGGCGCGGGGCCUGGGCUCGCAGCUGCGGAGCCUGGCGCUGCACGGCUUCCUCUUGGAGGACGAGCUCGCCCUGUGCGCGCUGCUCGGCUGCUGCCCCAACCUGCGGGACUUCAGCGCGGAGCUGCAGCCCCCGCCGCGCGGCCGCCCCGACGCCGAACCGCCCGAGGAGCCGCCGCGGUGGGACACGGAGCUGCUGCCCCGCGAUCUGCCCCGCCUGCAGCGCUUCUCCCUGGCGCUGCCCGGGCCGGUGCCGGAGCCUCACGGGCUGCUGCUGCGCGCCACGUUGGCGUCGCUGCUGUGCCGCUGCCCGCGCCUGCAGAGCCUGCGCCUGCUCGGCAUCGCGCUGCCGCUGGACUCCGUGUUCGAGACGGUGCUGACGGCCCCGGGGCCGCCGCUGCAGGAGCUGCAGGAGCUCUCGCUGGUCGAGAGCCGCGUGUCCGGGCGCACCGUGCGGCUGCUGUUGGCCUCCGACGGCUGCCUGCGCCGCCUCGACGUGUCCCGCUGCCGCGAUGUGCACCGCCGCGACUACGACGGCUUCCUGCAGGCCGUGCGGAAGCAGCGGCUGGACCUGGACAUCAUCUGGGAGUAACGCUCGCACCGAGGCCUUUAAUAAAGCGCUUACACCGCG
Phasianus colchicus (ring-necked pheasant) is the source of this 1761-nucleotide messenger RNA. RefSeq lists its product as uncharacterized. Gene Ontology annotation, biological process: SCF-dependent proteasomal ubiquitin-dependent protein catabolic process. Lineage: Eukaryota; Metazoa; Chordata; Aves; Galliformes; Phasianidae. Gene Ontology annotation, cellular component: SCF ubiquitin ligase complex. The record is from RefSeq and is a predicted model, not a curated record.